AGGUUCCCUCGCAUGCCUGAGAAGAAGCAGAGACGUUUCGACUUCAGCCUUUCGGUGAAUGAUCCUUCUGAUUUCCCUGGACUUAGCGGGGCAGAGAGGAGUGCUGCAAUCUGGCUUUUCUGGUUCCUCUUCUUGAUCUUGUGAAACAAUGUAGGUGGUUGAUGUGCCAUGACCGGCCCAUGAAGCUCACACUUCCUCGAGCCAUGGGGGAGAGUCAGCUGCUGCUGGGGCUUCUGUGUCUGCUGCUCUGGGGAGGCGAUGUGAUUGGUCUUCGCAAUGAGGAGAUCGUAUUCCCAGAGCGGAUCUCGGGCAGACAGAGGAGAGACGCAGGACACAAUUAUACGGGUCUAUGGGAGGAUAGUUUAACAUAUCUCAUCCCAACAUCAAACGGUACUCUACUUCUAAACCUCCAAAGGAACAGGGACUUUAUUAGUAAAGACUUUGAACUGUUUACCUACAGCAAAGAUGGUGGACUGCAGAAGCUCAACAGGCGUGCACUGGAACACAACUGUUAUUAUCACGGACAAGUGGAUGGAAUGGACGGCUCAGUUGUUGCGCUCAGCACUUGCUCUGGUCUCAGGGGAGUCCUGUUUUGGAGUGAAACCCAUUAUGGGAUUGAGCCGGUGAAAAAUUCAUCAAAUGGAGAACAUCGAAUGUACCAGUUGGAGGAGCCGGAUGAACCAACCAUGUGUGGUGUGGAGGGCUUCAGCACGGCGUCCCCACAUACCUUACUCUCUUCAUAUUUCCAACUCCGCAGGAAGAAAAGAGGCAUCCUUCUUACUACCAGUUACGUGGAGCUUGGAGUAGUCGUAGACAAUCUGCGUUACUUAUAUGAGAAGUCUAAUAGUACCGCCGUAGAAGUGAACACCAUAGAACUGAUCAACAUUGUGGAUGGGAUGUUUCGACCGCUGAACAUUCGAGUGGCUAUAACUAACUUGGUGAUAUGGUCCACACAAAACCCCUUCGAUGUUAACAGCGGGUCUGCCGGUGAUGUCCUGGGGAGAUUUGUUCAGUGGAGACAAACCACCACGGAUCUCAAGAAAUGUGACAUCUACCACCUUCUCAUAGGGCGUGGUGUUUUCCCUGGAGGCGUGAUCGGCAUGGCAUUUGUUAGCACUGUUUGCUCGCCUAAUCUUGGCAGCGCAAUCAGUACGUUCUCCGGCACUCCUCAGUCACACGCCGCGGUGGUGGCACAUGAACUUGGCCACGUCCUUGGAAUGGGUCAUGAUGAUUCCACGUGUCCAGGGACCUACAUCAUGCACAGUGCAGACAUUGGUGCCAACACAUUCAGUACCUGCAGUGCAAAUGACUUUGAGUCACUAAUCCAGAGAGGUGGAGGAACCUGCCUUCGUAAUCCUCCUGCCCCCAACCAAGUUCUUAGCAUCCCAGUCUGUGGGAACAACCUAGUGGAGAAAGGAGAAGAAUGCGACUGUGGGUCACCGCAGGAGUGCAAGAACCCAUGCUGCAAUGCUGCUACCUGCACGCUUACUAGUGGAUCCCAGUGUGCCCAAGGAUUGUGCUGUGAGAACUGCAAGUUUUUGGUGGGUGGCACACCUUGCCGUUCCAAGGCUAGCGAAUGUGACCUACCGGAGUUUUGCAAUGGUUCCCAUGCCUUGUGCCCUAUUGAUUUUUCCAUGAUGGAUGGCUACACCUGUAAUAGUGGCCAGUCUUACUGCUAUGGUGGCGUUUGCCAGACCUUUAAUGCACAGUGCAAGGCUUUGCUUGGACCAGAAACAACAAAAGCACCGGAUGAAUGUUUCCAGGAUGUAAAUGUAAAGGGAACACAGUUCGGAAAUUGUGGCAUUGUGAAUGGAAUUUACAAAAAAUGUUUAAUUGCGGACAGUCUGUGUGGAAAACUGCAGUGUACAGGAAAUUUUAAUAAGAGCAUACCUAGCAGCAUCAUUAUUUUCAAUGUGGGACCUGUGCAAUGUACCGGUGUAGACUUCAACCUAGGCACUGAUGUACCUGACCCGGGACUGGUACAUCAGGGGACAGCCUGUGGGAAGGAUAUGGCUUGCGUCAACUAUGAAUGUGUGAAUGCCACUCGGCUGGGAUUCAACUGUGACACCAAAGGGAAAUGUAAUGACCAUGGGGUGUGCGAUAACACCGGGAGCUGUUACUGCAAUGAUGGCUGGGCCCCUCCUUACUGUGACAAGGCAGGCUACGGUGGAAGUAUUAAUAGCGGGCCUACUCAUAUUGAUACUUCAUUGCGUGAUGGAUUGCUGAUAUUCUUCCUGCUGGUUGUACCAAUCCUCAUCCUACUUAUCGUCUUGUGGAUAAAACGGGAUGCAGUUAGCAGGAGGUGUUGCCGAAAUAAGAGACGCAGAGAUCGAAAUGCACAAAGACAGCCGCCACCACCAGCAAACAAUUACACAAAUCGAAAUGCUGCCAGUAAUGCACCAAGGAACGAGGACAGAACUUUCUCUGAUGUCUUUACCAUAUCACACCAUGUGCCACAAAGACCACCAAUGCCUGCCGCCAAACCACAGCCUGCCCGUCCCCCUCCACCCCGACCAACCGCACCAUCAAAUAAUUACUGGCAACCAAAUGUCUGAAGACAAUUAUUGUUAAGCCAUAUGCUUGUGUUCCCGAUUUGUAUCAGAAAAGAAGACAAUGUAUUAUUUUACCAAAGAUUUGAAUGGAACAAUGAACAUUUCCUGGGAAUUGGUGCUGACGCCAAAAUUGCACUAAUCCUGUCUGCUGCUGUGCCAUCAAAACAAUGAAGAGAAUGCAAUGAAGGAUUUUAAAAUAUGUUUCUGAAGAGUUUGAAGGAAUACUUCUUAAUUAUGCACUUUUAUAAACAGGUUUGUGAAUCACUUGUGUAAAAGGCCUUAUAUAGACUACAAUAAUAUUAUAUAUGUGUCUCAGAUCUAUUUACUGUAUUAUGCUGCUCAGGGGGUGAAAUGAAUAGAGGAUUUCCGGUUUACCUGUGGAUUUAUCCAAUCCUUUCUUCAUAAUUAAAAAGAAGAGACUAGAUAUGGAUCGGGGGAGAAUGGGACCUAGAUCACAUUCUUAUCUUUUGUAACCCAAAUGCCCAUAGCCAGGGGCGGACUGACCAUUCGGGCUCUCGGGCACUGCCCGAGGGCCCCAUGCCACUAGGGGGCCCCAUCAGGG
Messenger RNA from Rana temporaria (common frog), 3114 nucleotides. Its product is annotated as disintegrin and metalloproteinase domain-containing protein 9-like. Gene Ontology annotation, cellular component: plasma membrane. The transcript has 22 exons. The coding region runs from base 162 to 2555 and encodes 797 amino acids. The record is from RefSeq and is a predicted model, not a curated record. NCBI's taxonomy places the organism in Eukaryota, Metazoa, Chordata, Amphibia, Anura, Ranidae. Gene Ontology annotation, biological process: proteolysis. Gene Ontology annotation, molecular function: metalloendopeptidase activity.